CUUCCAGGAGUGAGUCAAGGGAGUCGUUGAUUGAUGCCGUUUUCCCUCGAGCAGGAGUAUUUGCUGUCAACUUCUCAAGUUUGCUUAGUUCUUUGAUAGGACCGUCCAUUUCCAGCGCUCAGCGAAAAAAAUCCAACCGCAACACUCAACUGACAUCAAGAACAAAUGAGAUUCAUUGCUGGGGACGAACUAGGAAACCUGAAGGUGCUACGCACCGUGGAGACUGGACAAAAGCUAGAGCUCAAGCAAGCCAUUACAUCUUCAAGACUAAGAGCCGUCCAAAAACUUGCUACAAAGCCUUUGGGGAAUAUUGCUGAAACUACGCUGAUAGGUAUCUGCAGCGUAUGCAGACGGCACCAUCACCACCUUUUCGUGCAAUCGCGAUGAUUCGUUCGAGAAAAUUAACACCUGGAAUGAGCCUCGAAUGAAGGCUAGCGAUUGUUAUGUUGGAUUAUCUGCCUCAAAACAGGGUGUAUUUUCUUGUACAUCAAACGGAGCCUUACGAUUGGAGUCUGGGGAAAGAGGGUCGGAGACAGCGUCGACAGCGCGUCUUCCUACUCGUUUAUGUGACUGGCGGCUUUCGCCUAGUACCCAAAAGUUUGCCUAUGGUGGUGACGAAGUGGAUCUCUCCAUCUGGGAUGUAGAGAAGGCGUUCACAACACCUGUUGCAAACACUCAGCUUCUCAGUGACACUUCCUCUUCCAAGAAGAGAAAACGCUCUGAUGCCCUGCUUCCCGCCGAGAUUUGGAGAGCAAAAAAUGUGCCGAAUGAUAGUUUGGGAUUGCGACAACCUGUUCGAAUAACAAGCAUCGCUUACGUGACUUCCUCAGAAUGUCAUCUUCUGGUAGGUACACAAUUGGGUGACCUUCGGAGAUAUGAUAUUCGAGCUGCACGGCGGCCCAUUUCCGAUUGGAAGAAUAUCGGGAAGACUGGAGGCAUUCGAGCGUUGGAGAGUGGUCACACAGAGAAUCAGGCCUUUGUCAGUGACGGUGCCUCAAACCUGUUCGCCAUGGAUUUACGAACUGGCCGAGUUAUCUACGCCUACAAAGGGAUCUCAGGCGCAGUAACUUCCAUAGCUCCAUCAACAUCGGUCAUGGUGACAACAUCGCAGGAUCGAUUCGUGCGCCUUCACAGCGUGUUCCCGCCCCCAUCUCAGGUUAGUCAACAACAGGAUGCGAAAGGACAAGUGGUGGAUAAAAUGUUUAUGAAAGCUUCACCGACCGUCAUCUCUUGGGAUCAAUGUCCGGACCUGUCUUUUGCUGAUACCCGUGAUAGAGCAGAUUUCCAGGAGGAUGAAGAUAUGUGGGAAGAUAUGGAAGAGAUUGGAGACAAUGAACGCGACAAUCGGAAAAAAUAA
Molecule: messenger RNA, 1357 nt
Organism: Marasmius oreades (fairy-ring Marasmius)
Lineage: Eukaryota; Fungi; Basidiomycota; Agaricomycetes; Agaricales; Marasmiaceae
Exons: 7
Coding region: 425-1357 (310 amino acids)
Biological process (GO): ribosomal large subunit biogenesis
Cellular component (GO): nucleolus; preribosome, large subunit precursor
Molecular function (GO): protein binding
Source: RefSeq, a predicted model, not a curated record